UAAAAGCGUCGCGCUCUGGCCGAUCGUUCUUAGAGCACGCAAAGAGUCACACGCGUCCACACGGUUGCUCGAUAUAACAGCACGCACGCACGAACGCACACAAGCGCAAACUUGCAAUCCCAUUUCGACGGCUGAACUGAUCGUCAACAGAAUCGAUAUGAGAUCACAUGUCAUAGUAAGCUGCAGCCUGGUUAUCUGCCUGAUGCUGGUCACAAUGGAAGUGGUUUCAACAGCACCUGCCGGCUAUGAUUAUGACAACGUUCGCGAUCUGUACGAGAUGUUGCUGCAACGCGAGGCGCUGGCAGACUCCCUGCUGGACGGAAGCAGUCACCGCGUCGUGCGCAAGAACAACCGCAGUCCCUCCCUGCGGCUGCGUUUUGGACGCAGGAGUGAUCCUUCCCUUCUCUAUCAGGGGGAACACAACUACGAACGUCCAAUGGUGGAUAACAUCGCAGAUAACUGAGCUUAAACCGUCUGGUUAUAAUUACUUUUUCUAACUGCAAACUUAAUUGUGAUCUCCUAUAAUAAACUAAAUACAAUAGUAUCUGUUUGACAGAAUUAUCAACUUUUUAUCACUUAAUAAAUGAUUGAUGUUAUUCCAAAUAAUAUUAGUUUUAGAUUUAAUUAUUAUUUUCGACUUUAUUUAAUUCUUAUCAUUGAAGCUAAGUGUAGAAGUACCUAUAUAGUAAUUAUUAGUAAGAUUAGCCUCUAUGUUGUUAUGUUUUCAAUGUGAAUUAUGCUUCUCCAUCAAUUUCAUUAGUCUUAUUCUCCUCUUUAUCAUGAAUUGAUGAUGAAUAGUACGUCAUGGAUCAUAAAAGCUUCCAAAGUAAACUUCUUAUCUCACAAACAAAGAACUUACCAAACCGUAUUAGUUUUUCACUUUGUCUGGCCUACAAAUUUCAAGCUUAUUCAAGUUUCUUCUGAUAAAACAUUCCGAUUAGGCCUUUAAAUUUUAUGUGCAUAUAGGCCUACUAUUAAAAUUUCUUGUAACAGAUUCAAAACUAUAUGUUUAAUAAAUCUCAUAUAUAUGUUUCAUA
Nilaparvata lugens (brown planthopper) is the source of this 1037-nucleotide messenger RNA. RefSeq names its product short neuropeptide F (gene sNPF). Lineage: Eukaryota; Metazoa; Arthropoda; Insecta; Hemiptera; Delphacidae. The record is from RefSeq and is a predicted model, not a curated record. Bases 158 to 463 code for a protein of 101 amino acids. The transcript is spliced from 4 exons.